AUGGGUCUUGCCUCUAAACUCGCCGCUGCGCAGGCAGCUUAUCCUGGAGGUCCGCCGACAUCUCUCCAGCCUGGAGGUGGCGCUCCUCCCGGUGGCUAUGUGAGUACCUACGGUAUGCUGGAUGGCACCUUCAGCCACACUGACAACUCUCACAGGGCGGAGGACCAGCUGCAGGUCAAUAUCAGGCGUAUCCAGGUGGCCCUCCCUCGGUAA
Molecule: messenger RNA, 213 nt
Organism: Exophiala spinifera
Lineage: Eukaryota; Fungi; Ascomycota; Eurotiomycetes; Chaetothyriales; Herpotrichiellaceae
Exons: 2
Coding region: 1-213 (70 amino acids)
Source: RefSeq, a predicted model, not a curated record